AUGUCAUCUUCUCCCUCUCCCCUACCCCCAACUCCAGCAUUCUCCUCGCUCUCUCUCCAAGCCAGUGGCCCCCGCGGCAAUGCAUGGGGUCUACAUGGCCCUACCGACCAACUCGGAUGCCUCAACCGUCUCACUCCCGAGAAUACCAUUGAAGCUGCCAAGGAAAUAAAAUACGGCAUUCGAAUAUCUACCGACUGGGCUUUAGAUAAACCUAAAGUUCCCUGCUUUAGACAUUUUGGAUAUCAAGACGCAAAGAUUUACUUCAAUGGGUGCACCCAAGAAGAAAUCCACAAUUCAACACGAAAUGGAAUCGAUGUCUGGGUAGAAAAUGGCGGCAUAGUGGGUCGUGGUGUUCUUCUUGACUACGCAUCCUGGGCCGAGUCCCAAGGUCGUAAAGUCAACCCUCUAACAACAAUCAACAUACCCCUAUCCGAGAUCAAAGCUGUGGCUGAAGCUCAAAAUGUCACAUUCCGUCCAGGUGACAUCCUCUUCAUUCGUACUGGGUACCUUCGUGCUUUUGAAGCUCUGUCUUCUUCCGAAGCGGCUGCCCUCGCCACCGCUUCCAAAAUGACAACGAUAGGCCUUGAGGCUUGCCCUGAAGUACUAGAAUGGCUAUGGAGUCAUGAGUUCUCCGCUGCUGCUGGAGACCAACCCGCUCUGGAAUCUCUUCCUUUUAACCUUACAAAUCAAUACUGGAUGCACGAAUGGCUCCUUGCUGGAUGGGGAAUGCCAAUUGGAGAGCUAUUUGAUUUGGAACGAUUAGGAGAAGAGUGUAGAAAAUUGAAGAAGUGGACAUUCUUUUUUAGCAGUGUUCCUUUAAAGGUACCUGGAGGUGUUGUGAGCCCUCCAAAUGGGGUUGCUAUUUUGUGA
Botrytis porri is the source of this 870-nucleotide messenger RNA. RefSeq lists its product as uncharacterized. Gene Ontology annotation, molecular function: arylformamidase activity. Bases 1 to 870 code for a protein of 289 amino acids. NCBI's taxonomy places the organism in Eukaryota, Fungi, Ascomycota, Leotiomycetes, Helotiales, Sclerotiniaceae. The record is from RefSeq and is a predicted model, not a curated record. The transcript has 5 exons.